Messenger RNA from Cannabis sativa, 1674 nucleotides. Its product is annotated as pectinesterase QRT1. Bases 427 to 1521 code for a protein of 364 amino acids. The transcript has 5 exons. NCBI's taxonomy places the organism in Eukaryota, Viridiplantae, Streptophyta, Magnoliopsida, Rosales, Cannabaceae. Gene Ontology annotation, molecular function: pectinesterase activity. Gene Ontology annotation, biological process: cell wall modification. The record is from RefSeq and is a predicted model, not a curated record.
UAAUCACGAUGAACUAAAAGUUAAAAAAAUAUGAACAGAAUUGAAAGAACACGUUUAUAUAACAGAGCAGUUUUCAAAUAUUAACUCAACAAAAGGUUAAAGCUUCAUGACUAAACCAAGUCUCUUUAUAUUCUUUUCAUAUACAUACACAUAUAUAUAUACACAUAUACAUAUACAUAUAUAUAUAUAUAAGUAUAUAACGUCUCUUGUCACAAUAACUACUCUCACAGCUCUUUUGAUGAUCUUAACAUAAACACACACGCUCCUCUUCUUCUUCUUCUUCUUCAUUUAUUAUCAUCAUAUAUAUAUAUAUGUAUGUAUAUGUGUAUAUGAUGUUUAAUCAUUAUUAAUUACUCUCUUAUUAUACAGUUUCAUUUUGACUUUUCCGUUUACACAAACAGAACAGAGAGAAAAACAGAGAUCAUAAUGGAGUUCUUAUUAUUUGGUGUCGUUUUAGUAACUAUUUUGUGUCGUUUUGAAGUGGGGUUUUCUCUACAACAAGUUACUAGUACUAGUAAUAAGAUCAGCUUCAUUGGUUGGGAUGAUUUCAAGGUUGAUUUUCAGAAAAUGGGAAAUGAUAAUAACAAUGAUGAUGAUAAUAAAGGGAGGAGAAGCAGAGUUAUUGUCGUUGAUAAGAAUGGGAAUGGUGAUUCUUUAACUGUUCAAGGAGCUAUUGAUUUAGUUCCUGAUUACAAUUCUCAGAGAGUUAAGAUCUUCAUUCUUCCUGGGAUUUACAGAGAAAAAGUUUUGAUACCAAAUACAAAGCCAUAUAUAUCAUUGAUUGGGAAUCAAUCUCAAACAUCUGAGACUGUAAUUAGUUGGAAUGAUAAAGCUUCUGAUAGAGAUAAUAAUGGGUUUCAAUUAGGGACUUAUAGUUCAGCUUCAGUUUCUAUUGAAUCUGAUUACUUUUGUGCUACUGCCAUUACUUUCGAGAAUACAGUUAUUGCUGAUCCUGCUGGAUAUGGUAUGCAAGCAGUUGCAUUAAGAAUCAGUGGUGAUAAAGCUGUGUUUUAUAAAGUUAGAAUCUUGGGUACUCAAGAUACUCUUUUGGAUGAUACCGGAACACAUUAUUUCUACAAAUCCUACAUUCAGGGCAGUGUUGAUUUCGUCUUUGGAACAGCAAGAUCACUCUACAAGGAUUGUGUUCUACAAUCAACAGCAAAUUAUGCCGGAGCAGUUGCAGCACAUCACCGAAACUCGCCUCGAGAAAACACAGGCUUCUCUUUUGUGAACUGCAUGGUUAGAGGAACUGGAAAUAUUUACUUGGGAAGAGCUUGGGGAGACUAUUCAAGGAUUAUCUAUGCAUUUUGUUAUUUUGACAAGAUCAUAACUUCUCCUGGAUGGAGUGACUGGGAUAUCCCAUCAAGGCAAAAGACUGCUGAGUUUGGGGAAUAUCACUGCAGAGGAGCGGGAGCAGAUCGAAAAGGUCGAGUUCCAUGGAUGAAAUCCUUUAAUGAUGAACAGAUAAAGCCUUACAUAAGUACAAACUAUAUAGAUGGACAACAAUGGCUACGAUUGUAGUCUUUACUUUCUCUUCAACUCACCCCUUUUUUUUUGUAGAGAAAACUGACAAAUAUAGAGAUAUAUACAAACACUUGUAAGGUUUUUGAGUUUCAAAUUCAAAGAAGCAAAAUAGAGAACACAAAUGAUCUGAUAUCAUAUUAUAGAUUUCAA